Messenger RNA from Didymodactylos carnosus, 276 nucleotides. NCBI's taxonomy places the organism in Eukaryota, Metazoa, Rotifera, Eurotatoria, Philodinida, Philodinidae. The record is from the annotation of a GenBank genome assembly.
AUGAAGAAGUGUGAUAAAGGAACAUCACCUGAUCCAACACGACCGCAAAGUCAACAGCCAUCAUAUUCAAGACAUCAACAAGGGGAACAAGCAGCAACAAUGGCACAAGAAAAGGAUCGUCUACCAGUUACUGCGAAUAGCGAGUUUUUCUAUUCGCCGAUGUAUCGACAUUAUUUCGGUUUGACUCCUCCAAAUCCUCGAUUAUGUAAUCCACGAUUACUUGAGAAUUAUAUUGAUUGGUAUCUUAAUGUAUAUAUGGAAGAAGAACUUCCAUAG